Salvia hispanica is the source of this 1389-nucleotide messenger RNA. Lineage: Eukaryota; Viridiplantae; Streptophyta; Magnoliopsida; Lamiales; Lamiaceae. The record is from RefSeq and is a predicted model, not a curated record.
AUAUACCGGGAAUUUUGGUCAUGUUCAAAAGUCCUACUCAUUGAGUAUCAAACUGUAACUCCAAUUUGUAGUUUAGAUCGGACCACGAAGUAAUUCUAUGGAGAAUUAUCGCAGUAGAAUACUCUGCUCGCGUGUUUUUGUGAUCGAGUUUUUACUAGGUUUUCGGCGUCAAUUUGGCGUCUCGCAAUCGAUAGAGGGCUUUGAGAUCACGGGGAAUGAGCUGCCCAACUGCGAGGCCGUUCGGCGAUGCAACGGCCGGCGGUGAUUGAGGAAUAAAGGCUACAAGGAUAUAGAUGUUGAGCCAACCAGGUCUCCCACUCGAAGAUGUUAAAAUGUGUAUUGGUGUGGUGGGAUGUGGCCAAAUGGGUUCGGGAAUCGCACAGCUUGCUGCAGUGAAUGGCUGUGAGGUCUGGCUUCAUGAUGCUGACUCUAUGGCUCUCUCAAAAGCGCGCAAAUCUAUCUCAUCAAGAAUUGAAAACCUAGUCCUCAAAGGCAAUCUCACCAAGGAAAAAGGUACUGAAGCGAUAAGGAACUUGAGGUGUACAUCAAAUUUGGAGGAUUUUCACUCUGCAGAUAUGGUAAUUGAGGCCAUUAUGGAGUCGGAGGAUGUGAAAAAAAAGUUGUUUGUUCAAUUGGACAACAUUGUUAAAAGUUCUUCUAUCUUGGCAUCAAACACCAGCUCAAUCUCGAUUACUAGAUUAGCUUCUGUGACCAGCCGACCUAGCCAGGUUAUAGGCAUGCAUUUUAUGAAUCCUCCCCCUGUUAUGAAGCUAGUUGAGAUUAUUCGAGGAGCUAGUACAUCAGAUGAUACGUUCAAUGCCACAAAAUCGUUGGCAGAGAGGUUUGGCAAGAAGAUUGUUUGUUCCCAGGAUUUCUCCGGCUUCAUUGUAAAUCGGGUUUUGAUGCCAAUGAUAAAUGAAGCUUUUUAUGCACUGUAUACUGGUGUGGCAACGAAGGAGGACAUUGAUGCAGGAAUGAAGCUGGGAACAAACCAUCCAAUGGGUCCCUUGGAACUCGCUGAUCAUAUUGGACUCGAUGUUUGCUUGUCAAUAAUGAAAGUCCUGCAUGCCGGCUUAGGGGAUAGUAAGUAUCUGCCAUGCCCAUUGCUCGUGCAGUACGUUGAUGCCGGUCGCCUUGGUAGAAAGAAGGGUGUCGGCGUAUACAAUUACAGUAAAAUCUGAGGAGUUCGUCUCAGGCUGUGUGCAACACUAGGGAUCUCAGCUAUGCCAUCUGUUGACUGUUGUGAUCAAGUGUAGUAUCAAUAAUAGGCAUUGUCCAUUGUGUUUCUUUCUUCUGCUUAAAGCUUUAUAGGAUAAUUGUGUGUGAACUGAAUAUGUGUUUUGCAAUAAUAUAUAUGGAAAUAUGCUGGUGAGAAAGCAAUGUAUAUCA